Messenger RNA from Diaporthe citri, 852 nucleotides. RefSeq lists its product as uncharacterized. The coding region runs from base 1 to 852 and encodes 283 amino acids. Gene Ontology annotation, molecular function: oligopeptide transmembrane transporter activity. The record is from RefSeq and is a predicted model, not a curated record. NCBI's taxonomy places the organism in Eukaryota, Fungi, Ascomycota, Sordariomycetes, Diaporthales, Diaporthaceae. Gene Ontology annotation, biological process: transmembrane transport. The transcript is spliced from 7 exons.
AUGGUCGACGAAGUUUCUCUCAAGACGGACAACGACAGGGACAGAACCACUCCAUCGCCCCGGCCUUACGAUGAGAAGAACCCGGAUAUCGAGGUCGUGUCCACCGGUCCCGAUUCUGACUACGAUGAUGCUGCUAAGAUAUACGUGCCGGAGGACAAUGAAGAGUUUGUCGACCCUCGUCUGAAGGACUAUCCGGUCCCUCUGGUGGCGAAGACGGUUGACUUGCACAAUGACUUCAACCAGCCUAUUCUCACGUUCCGUUUCUGGUUCCUGUCCACCUUCUGGGUGGUCAUUGGUUGCGCCAUCUCGGCUAUGUACUACUUCAAACCAUACUAUCAGACUCUUAGCUCCUAUGCGGUCCAGUUGCUGUCGUGGGGCAUGGGAGAUGCAAUGGCCAGAUACCUCCCCAAAAGCACAUUUACCAUUUUUGGAAAAUCAUUCAGUCUGAAUCCAGGGCCAUGGAACGCAAAGGAGCAUGCCUUGAUUGUUGUUGCGUGCUGCGGUUCUUGUUAUGCUGCCUAUGGUCUUGGACCGCUGUCAGCACUGGAAUUGUACUAUGGCCGCAAGAUCAACCCUGGCUGGGGCAUUCGCUUCUUAUUGACAUCCCAGAUGAUUGGAUACGCAUUCACUGGAAUAUACCGUGAUAUCUUGGUCCGCCCACCCAAGAUCUAUUACCCCGGGGAAGAUGGCUUCGGAAUGCUCGACGUGACACUGGAUUGGAACUACGCGAGCUUCCUCUCCCCUCUGUACACGCCGCUAUGGGCCAAUGCGCACCAGAUCGCUGGGGCGAUCUUCUGCUGCUGGCUCCUCUACCCGAUCAUGUACUUCACCACGAUCAACUCGCAGAAUUAG